Messenger RNA from Daldinia vernicosa, 1224 nucleotides. Its product is annotated as putative glutathione S-transferase. Lineage: Eukaryota; Fungi; Ascomycota; Sordariomycetes; Xylariales; Hypoxylaceae. Bases 255 to 1085 code for a protein of 276 amino acids. The record is from RefSeq and is a predicted model, not a curated record. The transcript has 4 exons.
UCGCUCUAGUCGAAGUGACGAGCUUCGCGAAUGCCACCUAAGACUGCCAGUAUUUAUUUCAGCUGAGUGUCUCAUAAAGCUUAUAAUAUUGAUACAUUAGUCGUUACCCCUUUUCUUCAUCGUAAUCAACAAACACUAUUCUUGUAAACCCAUCCGAUAGGUACCAUCAACAUAUUUUAUAUCCACAUCUAACUACGCCAGAAUCAGAUAUUCUACUUCAAUCGGUUACUUAAUACUUGACUCAUUUCAUCACCAUGGCUACCCAGAGCGUCAACGUAAACCCGGAUAUAACCAUCUUCCGUGGAUUCAAAGAAACCAGAAAUUACACAUGGUCCCCAUAUGUAAACAAAUUAGAAGCACGAUUACGCUUUGCGGGUGUGCGAUAUAAGAUAGGAGUAGGCUCGCUUAAAGCGGCGCCUAGGGGCAAGGUACCAUACAUAGAAUGUCGCGAUCUAUCUGCUACCUCCUCGUCCGGAAAGGGGGAAGAUUCCCUGCCAAAAGUACAACUCGGCGACUCUACCCUUAUCAUCAAGACCCUGGCUGAGUGGGAUGUCCUUCCGGAUCUAAACAGAGCGCUGGACCCGUCGAAGAGGUUACAGGACAUGGCGCUGAUAGCUCUACUAGAGAAUAAGCUGUCCUUUUACCAAACUUGGGAGCGUUGGAUCCAAAAUUACUACACCAUGAGGGACCAUGUCCUAUGGCCAAUCCCUUACCCGAUCCGCAUCGUUGUGGGUUUAUUAGCUUAUCGCGCCAACGCCACGAUGUUGAAUGGUCAAGGUACUGGCCGGUUUACCAAGGAGGAAAUCGAGCAAUCCACUUGCGAGAUCUGGGAAACAAUUAGUGCACAACUUGUGACCUCGCGAUCCAGUAGUAAAGGCGGCGACGACAAGCCGUUCUGGGUACUUGGUGGAGAAGAACCGACGGAGGCGGAUGCGUGUCUGUUUGGCUUUAUUGUUUCCGCUUGGAUAUGUACUGCCGGACCCAAAGCUCAUGACAUCAUCAAAAGCUUCCCGGUCCUCCUUGACUACGCGGGGCGCAUUCACGACCGGUAUUUCCCUGAUUAUGAGAAAUGGGCUGUGGAAUGAGGUUGGAUGUGCAGAUUUGCAUGAUGCAAGGUUCGAGCCAGGUACCUAAUAUAGUAACGGAAGCUGUCCAAAGAUAAUAUUGAUUUGCUAUGGAAAUCAGGUAGGGAGACACGCUGAUAAAAUGGAAAGAAGUUCGGAG